CUUGGCAUGGCGGUCGCUGUAGUGGUGUUGCUGGGAGCCGCUGCUAGCGGCGGGCGCAAGAGGGAGCCCGUUUAAACUACCGCGCCUAAGGCCCGCCGCUGCCGUCCUCCCCGCCGGCCUCGGGAAGAUUUCUGCUGGGGUAGCGGCGAGCGGCGGCUGCCGCCCGGUAACGACUAAUGGGGGUUCCUGACCGGGAGCGCCGGCUGGGGAGCCGCGCUCUGGGUGGAGAGUUGCUCUGACUCUUCCCAGAGGCAUCCCCCGUGGGGACGGUGGCUUCUGGAGGAAGCUUCCCGUUUAGCUCGGCCGUGCUUCCUUGAGGGCAGCUGGGAGCGGAGUCCCGACAUGCUGCCCGCCUCCGUUGCGCGGGCCUGGCAGGGAGGCGAGCGGGUGCGAACCGCCCUGGGGAGGCGGCUGCUCGCUCCCCACUGCUGGGCCCUGCUGCAGACGGGGCCUGGGCAGUGCCUCUGCCUGCGCCUGAGGUGGCGGCACCAAAUCCACUGCAGGGAGCCCGCCCUGCUGCUCCAGGCCGCCCGGAGGAGUAUCCGGACGCAAGCCGGGGGGUUGAGAGCUGAGAAACCUAGCGAUAAUAGCAAACAUGUGUCCGUGCAAAGGGCUGAGAAAGGAGAAACUUUGCUGUCGGCUGCUCAGAGAGUGAAAGAUGCUGGAAGAGACUUUACCUAUUUUAUUGUGGUGCUUGUUGGAAUUGGUGUUACAGGUGGUUUGUUUUAUGUGAUUUUUAAAGAGCUAUUCUCUUCUUCUAGUCCAAGUAAGAUCUAUGGAGAUGCCUUGGAGAAAUGCAGAUCUCACCCUGAGAUAAUCGGUGUUUUUGGUGAAUCCAUUAAAGGCUAUGGGGAAGCAACAAGAAGAGGAAGACGACAGCUUGUCAGUCACAUAGAAUAUGUAAAGGAUGGACUGAAACAUAUGCGUUUGAAGUUCUACAUUGAGGGCUCUGAAUCAGGGAAGCGGGGAACAGUCCAUGUGGAAGUCAAAGAGAAUCCUGAGAGAGGAAGAUUUGAGGUCCGCUACAUAUUUGUGGACGUUGACACCUAUCCUAGAAGAACCAUUAUCAUAGAAGACAACAGAUAGCCAAUGAUCAAGGUUACUGUCUCACAUGAUUGAGUACUGGAUGAUACUGGUGUUGCCAGACUGCAUGAGCUGUUUGGUAUUCUCGAUUGUAUCUUGCAGCUUUCGGGUUCUGUUACAAGGAAGCAGCCUCUCAGGGCCUCCACUGAGGUCUUUCAUAAUAACAGGUAUGGGAUUUGAAGUGAAGCCAAUGAAAUAAUAGUAGGGCCAUCACAUAUGGCGAGUACUUUUGACGUAGGAAAAUAAUGGCUUGUAAUAAACAUUUUAAUGCUGGAUAAUACUUCUGAACACCCAAAAAACUGAGUAUAUCAAGACGUUAGAUUUGGAUGUUGUUUUUUUUUUUUGUCUUCCUUUGCUUGCAUUUUCCACUAGGACUGCAAUAAAGUGUAGGCAAACUCACUGUUUUCAUUCUGGAUGCCUUUAUAGAAAGUAAAAUGAUAUGUAGGAGAUCGGGCCCAAAGGAACAUAAGGAUAGGAACUGUGUAGAAACACGCCUGUGACAAAUGACUGAAGAUAAAGACUUCAGUAUCAGGAUCUUCUAAAUAACAGAACAACACCACUGUCUGCUCAUUGUAACGUUUGCCAUGCUGCUCCAGAGUUGUAGCCAGUCAGCACUGUUCAUAGGAUUUCCAUCACCUAAUGUAAAUGUUCUGGAAAUCAGAUGCAUGUAGGUUUACCCAAGUCAAAAGUUCAACUCAGGAUGAAAUUACUCACCUGGAUUUCUUCCUUAGUGCAGCAUGGCAGACAGCAAGCAUAACCCUGUGUAUAAUAAUUGGACUCGGUUGUGCUGAUCUGCCACACAGCACCAAUCAAAAACAUUCAAGCUUUAGCUUCUUACGUUUAACCACUUUAUUAAAAUACCAGCUACUGCCCUUUUCUGUAGUUACCUGUUGUAUUACCAGCUUUUUAGUUCACUAGUGAAUUAUCCCUGCAUUAGGCAUGCACUGAUGUUCAGUUAGCAGUCUUUACUAUGAGUUUAUUUAGUGGUAUAUUUGGACUGUUCUAAAAUUCAUACAGUGUUCUCUCAUGCAAUGCCACAAAUACUAUAUGUAGACCUUCAGUAAUACUGCUCUGGACUUAAGCUAUCCUAUUGAACUGUCUCCCAGUAAUCCCACUUGCAUAAUCAUAACAACUGAAGAUAAUACUUUGUUACAGCCGGAUAGCUGCCUUAAUCACUACAACCUUGACUUCAGUCAGAUCCUAAUAAUGUUUGAAAAUAUUCAGUGAAGAUGAAUCACACAUUCGUCCCAGUCACGUGGGUAGAGUGACCAUUAGCAGAGCAGCCACCAAUGUCAAUCUGUGUUAAACUGCAAAGCAUUUUGGUGUUUCCACACUGUACACAAUGUAACUGACUUUUACUGUCUUUAAAUAAUGAAAGCAAUUGAUUCCAUUGUUCUUCAUGUUAUUUUCUUGAAAGCAGUAGGGUUACUAACACCCUUUGACUUACGACUCUUCCCAAUUAGCAUUUCAUUUGCCAAAACUUCGGAUUCAGAAGAAAUUUUCAAACCUAAUCGAUUUACAACCAAAUUAAAAAAAAAAAAAAAAGAAAACA
Melopsittacus undulatus (budgerigar) is the source of this 2635-nucleotide messenger RNA. RefSeq names its product translocase of inner mitochondrial membrane 21 (gene TIMM21). Gene Ontology annotation, biological process: protein import into mitochondrial matrix. The transcript is spliced from 6 exons. Bases 343 to 1086 code for a protein of 247 amino acids. Lineage: Eukaryota; Metazoa; Chordata; Aves; Psittaciformes; Psittaculidae. Gene Ontology annotation, cellular component: TIM23 mitochondrial import inner membrane translocase complex. The record is from RefSeq and is a predicted model, not a curated record.